AGUGAAGUUACCUUUUGGAAGACCUGAGACUUCACAGAAAGAAUCCGAACAGGUAAGAAGGCGAAACGUUGCCGCGAGGCCGAUAUUUAAAGAGCAUGGUGUUUUCCCGCGUUUUGGUUUCGAAUUUAUAAAAAAUAAACCUUAUUUUCGUUCGAACACCUGUUGGAUUGUCUGUUUGGUGGGGACCCAUAGUGCCAUUUAUGUUUGUGUGAGAAAGUAUUAUCAUAACAGUGAAAAUCAAAUAAUCGAAGAAAAAAUUCUCCACAAAUGAUGUCAUGCUCGGAAAAGAAGGAAAGUUCUGUUAAAAUCCUAUGUUAGAACCACAAAUGUAGCGGAUUUUGCGGUUUGCCUUGAUUACGGAUUACACAGAAAAGCAACAGAAUUUCAUUCUUUUACCUGGAAAAAAUCUGAAGCAAUUAGCGAAAAAUGCGAGGCAUGCCUUUACUGAGGACUACUCUUCGCAACCUCUGCCUGCUGCUUGUGACCAUAGGAGCACCAUUUUGCCAUGCAGCAUGUGAUUGGCCUCCCCAGUAUGAUGAUCUUCAAAUCCGAUGUGUCUGUGGUACAGGUGGUAACCUUCGACUGACUGUUCAAUGUGGUUCUAUAGAACUUACCAGACUAGUGGAGGCCCUCCAGUCCAAACCUCCACUAGAUCUGUUAGCUGUGGUCAAUGGGUCCAUAUUGAGCCUGGAUGAUGGUGUAUUCAGUGGUCUUGACGUUCGAGCUAUACAGCUGUCCAGUGUCGGUUUAAAUAGUGUGUCUCCGAUGGCCUUUCAAGGUCUAGAAAGGACCCUAAGUAGUUUGAAUUUGGAAAUGAAUGAAUUAACAGACGUGCCAACACAGUCGCUGAAAAGACUGAAUAAUUUAAAAGAGCUGGAUUUAUCUCGGAAUCGUAUCACAGAAGUACCUGAUUUGGCUUUCAGUGGAUUAACACUCACAACACUUAAAUUAGCUGAUAAUUCUUUGAAAAUUAGUGACUCAGCUUUCAAAGGAUUAGAGGCUUCACUGCAUAACCUGAAUUUGAAAGGGACAGGACAAAUCCAGAUGCCCAACGCAGUCAAACAACUCUCGGAACUCUCCUUCCUGGACAUCUCUCAAAACAAGUUCGCUCAGCUUUUACCGGAUGAAUUCCAGAACCUCAAACAACUGACCGCCUUGACACUCGAAAGAAAUAUGGUCAGCUACGUUGACCCUCGAGCAUUCAAUGGCCUCAAUGGAACACUCAGUUCACUUUCCUUACUCAACAACAAAAUUGAGGAAUUUCCAACUUUGGCCAUCAGACCACUCGCUCAACUGAGGGUUUUAGACAUGGGAUUCAAUAGAAUGAAAAUGAUUCCAGAAGAUGCUUUCAUUGGAAACCAACUUCUUACACUCCUGGCCUUAGAUGGAAAUCCAUUAAGUACAUUGACAGAAACAUCAUUCACACAUCUCAACUCAACUCUACGAGGUCUUAGUGUUGGAGGAAGCACACUAAUUUGCGACUGCAAACUUCGAUGGAUCAUCGAAUGGGUGAAAAAAUAUGAUCUCCAAGUAACGAGCCGAGAAAGGAAUCCCCAAUACUGUGGAAGACCAUCCACCUUUCGUCGUCGAAUCCUGCCGCAGAUGUCACCAAGUGAACUAAAAUGCGACGAGGAAGCUACACCAAGCACAACAGCUUCCCCAAUACCAGCAUUUACCCAAACCCAGGCUUCUCAACAACGUCCAACAGCCACACCUACAGGACGAGAUCUGAGAGCUCCUAGGACCUCAUCCUUGGAUCAACUACAUCUCAGUGAGGUGAUCAGGAGAGGUACAGAAUUAACCGUCAAAUGGGAAGGUUUCCGAGAAGACAAUCUAGUCAGAGCCAGAUCUGCAGCUCCGAUUCAUGCGAUGUACAGAGUUUUUGGUGAGCCACAUUUCCAAUUGGGUACCUCAGCCAAUCCCACUUCUGGUUGGGCUCAAUUCCAGGUACCUGAAGGCAAACCAGUAGUCAUCUGCGUUGUUGACACAGCUCAAGCAGCAACCCUUUCUUCUACUGCUAUACCUCGUAAUCAGUGUAACGAGGUUACAGCCGAAAAAGUUACUGAUUCUCAACUGAAUAAAAUCAUCAUCGGCUCUUCUGCAGCUGUAUGUGGUAUGAUCGUUAUAGCUGUUAUUAUAUUCGUUUGCUGUUCCAGAAAAUCUUCGAAGAAACAGGCUAUGCCCCGACCAGCAAUGAAAUCGGAACAUGAAUGGGAAACUUCUUCAUACUACAGUGGAAGAAGCAUACCACGCGCAAGGGCUUAUCAUGGAUCAGUUAAUCCGUCUUAUCUUCAUGAUAGAACUCCAGAUGAUGUCCAGUCUUUUCGCUCUUUGCCACCGGCUAGGGCCCAUAGGGGUGGACACAUGAUGGGGAAUAGAGAUAUGCAUAGUUCUCAAAUAGCUUUAUCUCAGUUAUCAGGGCAUCAUUCAUUUCUUGGAACAUAUGGGCAGGAGCCUCAUCAGAAUGGGUGGGGUGCUCAUCAUUGGGAUAAUGUUGAUGCAUACUCUGAAAGACAUGCUCCCUCCAGACUCUCUUAUGGGAAGGAUAAUUUUAGCUAAUUAUAUGAACGAUUAUUUACUUUAUCCUGUGAUACAUGAAAGACUCUUCUCUGCAAGUAAUGCUCUAGAUCAGAAUUUAGAACUUCUUUAUUAACAGGAAAAAAUAGUUUGCUCUUUUAUCAUCAGGAAAAAACUUGAUUUAUCCUGUGAUACAAGGAAGAUCCGAUUUUGCCCGGAAAAUAAUCUUCCAGAGCAUAGUUUCUAAUCUUCUUUAUCAUCAGGAAAAACUUGAUUUAUCCUGUGAUACAAAGGAAACUUGAUUUUGUGCUAUUAAUUAUGCUCCAGAGCAUGAAUUUGAAGCUUUUUCUUUUUAAUUUUAAGAAAAGUUUGCUUACUUUUUAUCAGCAGGAAAAGACUUGAUUUACCCUGUGAUACCAGGAAUGCUUGCUUUUUGUCUGUUAAUUAUGCUCCAGAGCAGGCUCUUAGAACUUCUUUAUCACCAGGAAAAGUUUGUCGCUUAAUCAUCAGGAAACAACUUUUUGUGUAUGCCAGUGUCUUCAUUUGUAGUUUUACAAAGUGCUUAGGUUGCCCUAAGAUGUUUAUCCUUAUAGUAUUGGCAGCUAACAUAACCAAUUUUGGAUGAGAAAACGUUGAACGUUUUAGUACAUUCAAUUAAAACUGUUCUUAAAAGAUGUUCAAUUCCAGGAUCAUUACUUUUUGCAUUAUGAAAGACGUUAAGCUAACUAAGCUUUAACGUAAAUAUGUCUGAAAUUUCUAAAUGACACAGAAUGGUGAAAAAGGAAAAACUGACUUCUUAUAUGUCUUUGAUAUAUUCAAAUGUGUGCUAUUAGAACAAAUUUUAUUGUACAGCAUAUUGACAUUUAUUACUUAUUUCACUAGUUAAUCACAGAAUAUGAAACAGUUUCACUAGUUAAAAUUUUUUUUAAUUUCACUGAUUAUACAUUUGUGUUCUAUGAAUGUAAUUUCAUAUUCAACUCAAGUUCAUCAAUUAAUUGUUCAAAACAUAAUGGAAACAUAAUAGAAUGAUAUAUAGAAGCAAUAAUUACUCUUGUAAUUAUUGUCAGUUGAGAGUAAUUACUCUCAAUUUCUCUAAACAAAAUUGGUACUUGAAAUGAACGACAGGUGGCGCAGAACAGAACUCUCUACCUAUGGCAACACUUCGCAUGCUUUUUCCCCAUUAGAGUGGGGAUAGUCAUAGGAGAAGAAAUUACGUUAGUUUCUGUCUUGAUUUUAAAAUUGAUUAACAAAUUUUUAAGUUAGAAAAUUAUAUGGAACUCAAAACUGCAUUGAACAGAAUUCUCAAGGAAAGCACCUUGGAAAUAAAAAUAUUUUUGACAAUUAAAUGCAAAAAAUAUUAUGGAAGGGGAAAAGAUCGUAGUACAUUCCCAUGCAGCUGAGCUGAGGGUUUUCUCCCCCAUUGACGUAUUCAAACGUUGCUAUCACGGAUAUAAAUAACUAAUUAUUUGUUUAAGUUAAAUUUACUUAUCAAGUUUAAUGAAGUUAAGUUACUUGUUUCUAAGCGUAGUUUACUAAAAAAAUUUCAAAGUGAACCAUAUUUUACGUUUAAUGAUCGAUUUUUUUCCUAUAGAUUUAGAUAUUCUUUUAUGCAAUCAUUUUAUCAAUAGAAUACAGAGGAAGAAGGCUUUAAGCAAAAUUUUAGUGAAUUUAGAAACAACAGUUUUUGGUAAAUAUAACAACAAUAGAAAGCUAUUUAUAAAACACAUUCUCCACAUUAAAAAACCUUUUACUUUUAAUAACUAGAAGAAAAAAAAUUCGAUUGCAACUGUGAACAAACAUUAGGGCAGUACAUAUAUUGUUCUGAAACCCAAAAUUUUUAUGAUAUCAACCUUCUGCUAAGUUCUUUAAUUAUUAAACAAAACUUUUUUACCACUAUAAAAGAAAACAAUAAUUUUAAUAACUUAUAUAUAAGCAAAGAAUAUCAUGAUUGUUAAGAUGAUCUCGUUAAUUAUUAAAUAUAUUGCAGGGAGUUCGUUCCUUUUAAAUAGUUAAUUUAAUAAAAAUUCACCGGGUUUCGAUGGUCACUUAAAUACUAUAAAUUUUUAAACAAUCCAAAUACCUAACUCUUUAUUAAGUGUUUAAAUUAUUGAAUCGUGAAGUGGUUACGAACAUUUAACAUGUUAACGUUUUAAAAAGUUUAUACACCCCCAUAAUAAUCUUGAAGGACAACUGGACGCCCUGGUAUUGCCAACAAAAUAUAAACAGAGAUGAAGAGAUUUUUUUAACAGCAUUACAGAAGUUAGCAAGUAAAAAAAUUCGAAGAAAGAAAUCAUUAAACAUUUUUUUUAAAUUAAAGAAAAAGUCUUCAAUUUAAAAAUAAAUUAAAAUACAUUAUUUCAUAGCGAUUUGACCAUCAUUAAUUGAAAAUUUAAUCUAAUUCUACAUCAGUUAAUUACAAUAUUUCAAAUCACGUGAAAUGCAUAAUUUAAGCUAUUAAUUAAAGGGGCCAAUUUUGCGAUCAUAUAAUUCAUAUUAGAUGCUUAGAGCCACAUUACAAAAAAAGAAAACAAAAUAUCGGGAUUAAAUAUAAAUGUUCAGAUUACUUAUAUUACAAAAAAAAUAUCUAGAUUAAAUUGCAGAGAAUAUCAGACUCCAGAAACAAAAUUUUGAAAAAAAAAAAUAUUUAACAAAUAUAUAAUUUAUUUUUUUUCUUAAAUAAAAAUGGUGAG
Molecule: messenger RNA, 5207 nt
Organism: Parasteatoda tepidariorum (common house spider)
Lineage: Eukaryota; Metazoa; Arthropoda; Arachnida; Araneae; Theridiidae
Molecular function (GO): protein binding
Source: RefSeq, a predicted model, not a curated record